Messenger RNA from Nyctereutes procyonoides (raccoon dog), 347 nucleotides. RefSeq names its product mammaglobin-A-like. The coding region runs from base 8 to 289 and encodes 93 amino acids. The record is from RefSeq and is a predicted model, not a curated record. The transcript has 3 exons. Gene Ontology annotation, biological process: androgen receptor signaling pathway. NCBI's taxonomy places the organism in Eukaryota, Metazoa, Chordata, Mammalia, Carnivora, Canidae.
UUCAACCAUGAAGCUGCUGAGAGUCCUCAUUCUGGUUGCCCUCCCCCUUUACUGCUUUGCAGGUUCUGGAUGCUUAUUUUUAGAAGAAGCAAUUAACAAAGCAAUCGAUUCUCAAGUGAGCAUAGAUGAAUACCAAAACUUCCUUCAACCUUUCACAUAUGGUCUUGAAGCUAACGAGGCCAUAGCAGAGCUGAAGCAAUGUUUUCUCCAGCAGUCGGAUGAAACUCUGAGCAAUUUUGCAUUGGUGAUGGACAUAAUAUAUAAUAGUCCUUCGUGUGUUCUGUUUUAACCUUCCACGUGAUCUGGGGCUCUGAGGACUGCAGAGAAUGGUUGGACGCCGACUGCUG